GCAGUGUGAGUGAGGGGUAAAUGGCUCAGAGAGUCCGCGGUGGAAAGCGACCUGAUCACUGCUCCGGGAGCCGAGGAACACACGCAGCAGCGCGCGGUGCGUAAAAGCUCUCCACGGUGCUGGACGCGCGGAGGACGCCAUCGACUCUCCGACGCGGGGCUUUUUUUGUUUGUUUGUGCGUGUGUUUGCGUGUGAACAACGAGGAUAUCUGAACUGGACAUGUGAGUUCCUGGAGUUUACAAGACAAGCAGCCUUUAUCCAAACAUGAAGUUCGUCGCCUGCGUCCUCGUCGCGCUGCUGUUGGUCCGAGCGAGUGCGGCACAGUCAGUUUGCCCCGGCACGGAGAACAAGCUCAGCACUCUGUCGGACCUGGACCAGCAGUACCGCACCCUGAAGAAGCUCUACGAGAACUGCGAGGUCGUCAUGGGCAACCUGGAGAUCACCAGCAUCGAUCGAAACCGCAACCUCUCCUUCCUCAAGUCAAUCAGAGAGGUGACGGGCUACGUGCUGGUGGCCCUGAACCAGUUCGACUACCUGCCGCUGGAGAACCUGCGCAUCGUCCGGGGCACCAAACUCUACGAGGGCCGCUACUCCCUCGCCAUCUUCCUCAACUACAGGCGGGACGGGUACUACGGCCUGAGGCAGCUGGGCCUCCGCAACCUCACAGAGAUCCUGAACGGGGGUGUUUACGUUGACCAGAACAAAUUCCUGUGCCACGCCGACACCAUCCAUUGGCGUGACAUUAUCAAGAACCCCCAGGCCGAGCUGCUGGUGGUUCCCUCCAACAACAGCAACCUGGGAUGCAGACGCUGUCAUCGCUCGUGUAACGGACGCUGCUGGGAUCAGGAAGACCAGUGUCAGACCCUGACAAAGACGGUGUGUGCAGAGCAGUGUGACGGUCGAUGCUUCGGGCCUUACGUCAGCGACUGCUGCCAUUGCGAGUGUGCCGGCGGCUGCUCGGGUCCCAAGGACACAGACUGCUUCGCUUGCACCAACUUCAACGACAGCGGCGCGUGUGUGACCCAGUGUCCUCAGCCGUUCGUGUACAACCCCACGUCCUUUCAGUUAGAGCACAACCCCAGAGCCAGGUACACGUACGGAGCCUUCUGCGUCAAGAAAUGUCCACAUAACUUCGUGGUGGACUACAGCUCCUGUGUCCGAGCGUGUCCCAGCAACAAGAUGGAGGUGGAGGAGAACCGCAUCAAGAUGUGCAUCCCCUGCACAGACAUCUGUCCCAAAGUGUGCGACGGCAUCGGGACGGGCAGCCUGCAGACGGCUCAGACCGUGGACGCCAGCAACAUCGAUCUGUUCGUCAACUGCACCAAGAUCAACGGGAACCUCAUCUUCCUCAUCACGGGCAUUAAAGGGGACAUGUAUCACGGUAUCGGACCUUUGGACCCUGAACGCCUCAACGCGUUCCGCACCGUGAAAGAGAUCACAGGUUUCCUCAACAUCCAGUCGUGGCCGGAGAACAUGACGGAUCUGAGUGUUUUCUCCAGCCUGGCGACCAUCGGAGGCCGAGCUCUCUACAGUGGAAGUGGUAUUUCUCUGCUGAUCCUGAAGCAGCGCUGGAUCUCCUCCCUCCAGUUCCAGUCGCUGGACGAGAUCAGCGCCGGGAACGUCUACAUCUUCAACAACAGCCGCCUGUGUUUCUACAACACCGUCAACUGGACGUCGCUCUUCAGGACGCCGAGCCAGAAGGUUCUGAUCCGCAACAACCGAGAUCCAAAAGAAUGCACUCAGCAGCGGAUGGUGUGUGACGGCAUGUGUUCGGACGACGGCUGCUGGGGCCCGGGGCCGGACCAGUGUCUCUCCUGUCGGUACUUCAGACGAGGCCGCACCUGCGUGGAGUCCUGCAGCCUCUUCGAAGGGGAAGUGCGGGAGUUCGCCAACGGAUCUGUGUGUCUGGAGUGCGAUAGCCAGUGUGAGCAGAUGGAUGGGAACACCAUGACAUGUCUCGGACAGGGCCCGGACCAGUGCGUGAAAUGUCUCCACUUCAAAGAUGGACCCAACUGCGUGGAGAAGUGCCCCGACGGGCUGCAGGGAGCCAACAGUUUCAUCUUCAAAUACGCCAAGGCCAACAACGAGUGUCAUCCCUGCCACGCCAACUGCACCCAGGGGUGCAUCGGACACAGGCUCCAAGAUUGUGUGGGGAUGAUGGACAGGACGCCGCUAAUAGCAGCCGGCAUCAUCGGAGGUCUGUUCAUCAUCGUCAUCCUGGGGCUCAGCGUCGCCGUGUACGUUCGCCGCAAGAGCAUCAAGAAGAAGAGGGCCUUGAGGCGGUUCCUGGAGACGGAGCUGGUGGAGCCCCUGACCCCCAGUGGAACGGCCCCUAACCAGGCUCAGCUGCGGAUCCUGAAGGAGACGGAGCUGAAGAGGGUCAAGAUCCUGGGCUCAGGAGCUUUUGGGACCGUCUACAAGGGCAUCUGGGUCCCAGAGGGGGAGACGGUGAAAAUCCCCGUGGCCAUUAAAAUCCUCAACGAGACCACGGGACCCAAAGCCAACGUGGAGUUCAUGGACGAGGCCCUGAUCAUGGCCAGCAUGGAGCACCCCCACCUGGUGCGUCUGCUGGGCGUCUGCCUGAGCCCCACCAUCCAGCUGGUCACCCAGCUCAUGCCCCACGGCUGCCUGCUCGACUACGUGCACGAGCACAAGGACAACAUCGGCUCGCAGCUGCUGCUCAACUGGUGCGUCCAAAUCGCCAAGGGGAUGAUGUACCUGGAGGAGCGGAGGCUGGUCCACCGGGACCUGGCCGCCCGCAACGUGCUGGUGAAGUCGCCCAAUCACAUCAAGAUCACCGACUUCGGCCUGGCGCGGCUGCUGGACGCCGACGAGAAGGAGUACAACGCAGACGGGGGCAAGAUGCCCAUUAAGUGGAUGGCUCUGGAGUGUAUUCACUACAGGAAGUUCACCCAUCAGAGUGACGUGUGGAGUUAUGGCGUGACCAUCUGGGAGCUGAUGACAUUUGGCGGCAAACCGUACGACGGCAUCCCCACGAGAGAAAUCCCCGACAUCCUGGAGAAAGGGGAGCGCCUGCCGCAGCCGCCCAUUUGCACCAUCGACGUCUACAUGGUCAUGGUCAAAUGCUGGAUGAUUGAUGCAGACAGCAGGCCCAAGUUCAAAGAGCUGGCUGCGGAGUUCUGCAGGAUGGCCCGUGACCCCCAGCGGUACCUGGUCAUCCAGGGAGACGACCGGAUGAAGCUGCCCAGCCCCAACGACAGCAAGUUCUUCCAGAGCCUCCUGGACGAGGAGGAUCUGAACGACCUGAUGGACGCUGAGGAGUACCUGGUGCCUCGAGGCUUCAACAUGGCUCCUCAGGCGUACAACACCCGGCCUCGGGUUGACUCCAACAGAAACCAGUUUGGCUAUCGAGACGGCGGUCCAAUCCCCGCAGAGGGCCCCGUGGCGGGCGCCCAAGCCGGUGUGAACCAGGAGGCGGCGGGUGGCUCGGCUUCAGCCCUGGAGGACCAGCGCUGCAACGGGAGCCUGCAUAAAAAGAGCCUGAGCCAGACCGGGGGCGAGGACAGCGGCGGCCAGAGGUACAGCGCUGACCCCACCAUCUUCCUCGGGGAGAGGACGUCCAGAGGGGACACGGACGAGGACGGAUACAUGACGCCGAUGAAGGACAAGAGCUCCUCAGAAUACCUGAAUCCCAUCGAGGAGAACCCGUUUGUCUCGCGGCGUAAAAACGGCGAGAUCCACGCCCUGGACAACCCGGGCUACCACAGCACACCCAACAGUCAGCCCAAAGGAGAGGACGAGUACAUUAACGAGCCCCUCUACCUGAACACCUUCCACAGCCCGGCCGAGCUGGGCCUGGAAGCUCUGAGGAGGAACGGCCUCCCUCUUCCCAACCAGCCUCCGUCCAUCUCAGCCACCACCUCAGGCUCCCACCUCCCCCUCACCAUCCAGACCAGCCUGCCGCACUACCCCCUCCCCUCGGCGCAGCCCUCUCCAUCUGGCUUGUCUUGCCUCCACGGCCCACCGGCCCACAUCCUCCACGCCCACCACAUCGUCAAACCUGCAGGACAACCUGGUGGCGUCUCCGCCGCGCCGAGCCAAACGGGAGCGUCUGCCCAGUCCCAGUUGUGCCAGUCCAUCGCCCUGUCCGCCGCGGCCACGCUCGGGCACAGCAGCCUGCCGGCGUACCAGGGCCACGGAGCCACGCACCCCGCCAGCAUGAUGAAGCACGGAGGACACAUGUCAGCAGGUAAAACCAGCGGGAAGAAGCUCAAGGUGACCUUUGACAAUCCAGAAUACUGGCAGCACAGCUUGCCUCCCAAACCCUCGAACCAGGCGGGCCCUGACGGCGCCCAGGGGGGUUCCACCAACGCCAAACUCUUCUACAAGCAGAACGGACACAUACGGCCGGGGGUGGCCGAGAACCCUGAAUACAUGACGGAGUUCUCCCUGAAAGCCGGCACCGUCCUGCCCCCUCCUCCGUACCGGCAGCGGAACACUGUGGUCUAGAUCGAUUCCACGUGACGAACCUGUGUUCCGUAAUCUGCCUCCAGCCUCCAACAACCCCGACAUCCUCUCCGGCUCCACCGUCCCACUCAGAGCGGAGCGCCACGCAACCAGAGCCGCCGCCCGACUCGUUUCAAACAGUGCCAUCUGCCGUCGACUGUAGCAACAUCAGGAGGAGGUGGAACCGAGCAGACCCAACCCACACGGCUUCACCAGAUCCAGUCCAUUUCCGUUCUGUAGAUAGAGACUCCGAGUCACCGAGGACGUGAGGGUGAAUCCCAGGCACGUGACCGCCACACAGCGGCGGACGCUAAGUGUCGUGUUGUCCUGGAUUCAACUACGGACCUGAACUCACUGCCAGCCACUGUGGUGUCACAUUCAUCAGAGGAAACAGACCUUUUCUUAUUUCCUGUUCACCGGUGUAAAGAUCUGAGACCGAACCUUGUUCUGUUCCGUUCUCCGUCACACGUCUGGUUCUGGUUUAGUGAAUGAAAACAGACGACUCCAGGAAGCAUCAAUGACUUUUUUGCAGAUAACACUGUUGGUUCUUGAAUUUAGCAUCAAAACUCACCUCGUGUUUCUACUGUAACUGUGAUUCUGUGACGGCCAACACUACAGUGAUCUCUCCUCUGCUGUUCGUGACGUGUAACGUGCCCGAAAUAACCCACGCAGGACGAACGCCAUCUCCGCUCGACUCGGAAAACUGACCACAAACAGCUUUUCAGAGCCAAAGGGUGGGAGGGGGAAAUACACUGUAAACAUUUUUCUAUGUACACUGGUCGCAGGGGGGGGAGGAGAGAGAUUUUUAUACACUGGGUAGUGAGGGAAGCUGCUGUAUCCGAGUGACGACAGAGGGAGGGAGAAUCCACGAAGACGGCACCAGCACAGAGAAAACACACUACUAAUGUGUGUGUGUCAGUGUGAAUGUGCAUGUUGUGUGUGUGUGUCCAGACCUGCACAAUAUUAAACCAUUAUUAUUAUUAUGAUAAUCACCAACAGAGGUCGAGACCAACGUCCGUGUUGUCAUUAGAGCAAAUGGCGUCAAAAAGAUGUCGGCGUUCGUAUCCCAGAUAAUUCAGCUUCGUCUUUGUAGAACAGGAGGAAGAAGAGACGCGUCGUCCAUCUUUAUUUAUAGUGUUUGAGUCUAAUGCAGAAAGUAUGAGGUUUACUCUGAAGAGAUUUAAACUAAAAACGUCUUGUUGCUGAAUCACCGAGAGAAGAUCUUAACGUUACUUCUCCAAGUGCAGCUGUAAGUUUCGUGGAGUUUAGUCACUUGUUCGACCGAGUUUCAGUCUGGACCCAACGUCUCUUCCUCUCUGCUCAGCCUCUGAUUGGCCCUUUCCUCUCCAGACAGACGCUCCCCCCCCUCACUAGUGAUGCCUCUGCGGGCGAGCUGCCAGUCAAUGCUGCUAAAGGAGCUGGUGUCACAGCCAUUAUUUCCUCCGCCAAGCCAUACACCUGACGCUCAGACGGCCAGAUGAACGGCCUCAGAACCUCUGGAACCCUGAGCGAGUUUUACACUUUCCAGCCAUUAUCUGCAAAGCGUGGUCGCUGCUCUGACGCCUCUUCAUCAUCUCGCUGUGGCCGAGCUGUUUCCUCUUGUAGGAUUAUUCACUUUUGUGUAUUUUUAAUGUGUGUUCGUCUGUGUGUGUGUGUGUGUGUCUGCUUGUCCUCCCCAUCGAGCACUUUGAUCAAACUCGCUGGUAGAAAGGAAAAACACUUCCGCCCUUCGUUACUGAAAUAUUCAACUUGUUUAUCCGGCGUUCAGCACGUCCGACGCUGCAGCAGGAGUCGGAGGAAGGUGCUGCGGCCGGGGAUCGGCACGAGGACACACCUUCAAGGUGGUGCUGACCAGUUUCCACCGUGUCCUUGUGGGUUCAAACAGUAUUUACAAUGCUGCUUUGAUGGUGUCAUGAUUAUUUGAUGAAGCAGUAUUUUGUAGUCCCUUCUGCAGCUCUAAUUCAGCGCAAUGGAGACGGCAUUUAAUAUGAGUGUGAAAUAUUUAUAGCGUGUUUGAGCUUGUUUAUACUGAUGGAAGCCGCUGCAGAAUCUGGGUUUCAAGUCAGAGAGCAGCAGGAAGGGACGCAGCACGUGGCUGUUUGUCCCCCGUCCGCCCUGAGUCACGCCGCGGACCGGGCCAGACGCUGCGUCGGGAUCAGGAGUAGAUUAAAAACACUGACGGGGCCGACGUGCUCGCGUGUUCUCCAGAGGACGCCUGCGCUUUUAAUCGAAUCCCAUCAAGUUUGUCAGGUAUUGUUUUUGUCAUCCGAAGGCCUCGGGUGUUUUUUUGAAGUUGUUUUUCCUCUUUCUCGAAGCAAUCAUUCUCCCCUCUCGACUGUGUAAUCUCAUUUCUGGUUUAGAAACAUGUUUUUGCCUCGGAUCCGGGCCGUCUGUGUCACCUGCUGCUAUUCGUCUCAGCCCCAGACUCUCAACUGUCUGUUGGUGGCAGCUCGAGAGCAACUGGUGUUUGAGACCCAUCACUUUUUAAUCCUUGUGUUGUUUCGAGUGGUUUCCUCUCGGGGCGCUGUAGCCGCGUGGACGUGAAUCCUUCGAUGUGGCCGUCGAGGCUGCGGCAGACGUUUUACUGUACAGUUCAUUCUCACCUUGCAUGGUACCCAAAGUGUUUUACUGCCCUCCACCUUUGUAUCUCCUCAUUUAUGACCACAUAUUUAAAGUUCUGGAUAUUUUUACUGAAAUCACAGCACAAUCCGGUUUGUUUUUGUGUAUAAUAUCCUAUAUAUAGUCUCUUUAGCGUUGAGUUUCUUCUUUUCCAUGUAAUCAAGGAUGUUUUUCUUGAAAGAAAAAGACUUGAAUCGACCUGUUUUUUCCACUGACGUGUUGUUACUGUACUUUGUGUUCACAUCUUAAUCGCACAAAUCAUGGACGCCCUCCACAUCGCCCGUGUUUAAAGAUCCAAUCAGUGUAAAUGUACAGAAUCUUUGGGAUUUCCUCCAAAAUUUAUCUAACGACACUUCAACAACAAAUGUGAAUAGUAUUUUUAUAAAACACUGAAAUGGCCGACGUGGUGAAUUUGUAAAUAAGGAGGCGAUGCGUUUGAAUUUAUAUGGUCCUGCUGUUUUCUCCUGCUCAUAACAACCUGUACAAAGACACACAGGAACAGAGCUGUACAUACAUUUAUGUAAGUGUACCUUUUGACUAAUGGGGAUUUGAUUUUCAAAGUGCUUGUUUACCCAUCCUCAUGUGAAUCUGCGUGCGGCGCCGGCUUCGUGGCGUCCUCGUGUGGCGUCCGGGGGAAGGCGGCCGGGGGGGCCGGUUCACGUCACCUCCUCAUUCCCACUUUGUUUUGUCAGUGACGAGAUCUCCUAUUGUCCUCGUUCUCUCACCGCACCUGAAACCAGUGCUGCCAACUCACCCAGAUACUGUUUCACCUUCUUUCUACUGGAAGUAUUACUGAGCCAAGUCCGACCUCCUCCGCCUCUUUUCCUGAAAGGCAGAGCACAGCCUUUACAACUCCUUUUCACCUGGUUUCUGAUUUGCAUGCUGUCGGAGGAGAGGGCGUCUCCGCUGGCGCCUCCUCCUCCUCCUCCUCCUCCUCCUCCUCCUCCUCCUCGUUAGCUUACCACACUCGUCCCCUUAUCUACUGUAUCUCCUGAGUUCUUUGAAACCAUACCCAAAGCUUUAUAUCAUAGAAAAACCGUUCCUCAUGUUUGUUACAUGAAUCUGUCAAAAGUAUAUUUUUAAUUUAAUAUAAAUAAAGAUUGAUUCGGUAUAA
This is a messenger RNA of Hippoglossus stenolepis (Pacific halibut), 8200 nucleotides long. Its product is annotated as receptor tyrosine-protein kinase erbB-4. Gene Ontology annotation, biological process: cell surface receptor protein tyrosine kinase signaling pathway; positive regulation of kinase activity; positive regulation of cell population proliferation. Gene Ontology annotation, molecular function: epidermal growth factor receptor binding; transmembrane receptor protein tyrosine kinase activity; ATP binding. Lineage: Eukaryota; Metazoa; Chordata; Actinopteri; Pleuronectiformes; Pleuronectidae. The record is from RefSeq and is a predicted model, not a curated record. Gene Ontology annotation, cellular component: basal plasma membrane; signaling receptor complex.